ACCGCCCCCUAUCACCCGCAAUCAAACGGAGCGGCGGAGAGGGCAGUACGGACAAUCAAGGAUGGUCUCCGGAAGAUGCGACGCGGAAAGCUGGAGCAUAACCUUACACGUUUUUUGCUUAAUUACAGAAGGACUCCCCAGAAAACCGGAAAGUCGCCAUAGGAAAUGCUGCUGGGGUACCAGAUACGGUCGCGCCUGGACACCUGCUUCCCUGCGGCGACAGUGUCUAAUUCUAAAAAGGAAAACGACGAGUGGUUGCCUCCAACGGACUGUAGUGUACAUGUCCGCAACUACGGGUCAAAUGGUAAAUGGAUACCAGGACGGGUAACAGCGACAUCGGGAGGACGGAUGGUCACAGUGGAGACUCCUCAAGCAAUCGUGUGGCGUCACAUCGACCAAGUGCGCACCCGCACUGAAUCUUCUCCAGAUGAACCACCAGGAACCGACCCAGGCUCGAUCAGCAGAGACCGUACUCAGAGCGCACCGCCACUCUGCCAAGAGCCAUCCGCGAGCCCCGACGACGCGGGAGAAUCUUCACCCCAAGAAGCGUUUCGAGACCUGGACCACCAGAUACCUGUUCCAACACUCGUGGCAUCCGGGGCAGACCAAGUACCCAUGCAACCUGUUCGACGCUCCACAAGAUCCCGCAAACCAGUGCAGCGUUUUUAAGAGGGAAGAAAUGUUGUAAAAUGUGGUAUCAAACCGCCGCGUCAUGUGCGCGCUGUCAAUGCGCAGGCGCCAAGUUCUUUUUCUAUAUUCACUCCUCCUUUUCCCUUUCCCCUUUUGCUUUAUAUAUACGUGCAUUAAACACUUGUGCGUUGUUCUCGGCUAACCACUGGUCCGUCAACGUCUCCCUUCUUACAUGACGGCAGCUACGCUGCCGCUGCUAUGUUACAGUUUGUCACAUUGU
Molecule: messenger RNA, 910 nt
Organism: Dermacentor andersoni
Lineage: Eukaryota; Metazoa; Arthropoda; Arachnida; Ixodida; Ixodidae
Source: RefSeq, a predicted model, not a curated record